Messenger RNA from Cutaneotrichosporon cavernicola, 2367 nucleotides. RefSeq lists its product as uncharacterized. The record is from RefSeq and is a predicted model, not a curated record. The transcript is spliced from 3 exons. Bases 1 to 2367 code for a protein of 788 amino acids. Lineage: Eukaryota; Fungi; Basidiomycota; Tremellomycetes; Trichosporonales; Trichosporonaceae.
AUGGCCGUCUCUCCAACCGACUCGACGCCCAUACUCCAACCACGUCCAAAGGGACCAGGGAAUGUUCGUCCAAAACGGGCCAGUUGGCAACCAUCUGGAACGCCUAGCCCACGCUCCUCGCCAGCACUCCGUUCAUCUGCCCUCCUCGACAAGGACUUGAGCCGCUCAGGCCGCAGCACGCCUGAACAGUUCACUGGGACGUUGGCCGAGCGCACGGAAGAUCAACUCAUGCGUGCAAGCAGGGAUGCUCUUCAGGACGCUAUUCGCAAGGAGUGGUCCCAUAACGAAAAGCUCAUUUCACAGGUAGAUGACAUGACCACGGCCCAGCGCGAUCACCAAGCACGGGUCGCGGAGAUGGAAUCUGCCAACAUCGCGUUACAGGACAAGUUUGACGCAUCGUUCGCCGCCCAGGGCGACAUGGAGGAGCAGCUCGAGGGUGCCAAUGACCUCAUCGACCACUUGCGACACAACCUCGAGGACGUUGAACGCCAACUCAGACAGGGGCAGCGCCGCUAUGCCGACCAGGAGAAGGCCUUUGAGGCUGAGCGGAUGGUCCACCAGGCGGAGCAGAACCACCUAGUGCACCGGAUAAAGUCUUUGACGACGGAGCGGAUCGCGCGUCCCAGCGCCGAGGAUGGUGACAUGAGUGCAGCGACGGCGGCGCUGCAAGAGGAGCUCAUAACCCUCUCGGCAAGCCACCAGACUCUUGUCGCGCAGCUCACAACGCUCGCCGAUGAGAUGCACGAGAUCAAGUCGGAGAACUCUCGCCUCAUCGAGGAGAACGAGAGCUGGCAGCUGCUCAUCGAGGAGCGGACCCUCGCGGGACACAUGAGAGGCGGCCUCAUCCCGGGCACCUCGCCCUCCCCACCUCCAGCCGACGGUGUCAUCACGCCGUCGUCGAUCCAGCGCAAGGAGCCGAGCGCGCUCGAGACACUCGAGGAGCAGCUCGAAAUGGACGAGCUCCACUCGGAGCUCGAAGCUCAGCAGCCCAUCUUCGAGGAGUCAGACCGUGCGCUCCUCAGAGUUACCUCGGGCGGCUCGUACAACAUGGAUCUCAUCUCGCCGACGCGGACCAACGGCCACUCUCUCGCCACCGAGUUCGGGGUGCAGGCCGAGGUCGAGGACCUACGGGCCCAGAUCAAGACGCUCAAGGAGGCCAACAAGGCGCUUUCGCUCUACUGCUCCAAGAUUCUCGACCGCAUCAUUGCGUCCGAGGGGUUCGAGCAUGUCCUCUCGGUCGACUACCGCACGCGCCGCGGCACCCGCACCCUUGCCAACGGCAAGAUCCGGCCCAGUGUCUUAGAGCUCGCCAAGGAUAUGGAGAAGAACGGCCCUCCCCCUCUCCCCGAGUCGCUUCCACAGCCCGCUUCCAUGGAGCCUCCUCCUUCCUCUCAGCCACCCGCGCCCCGUGCCCGCCCUCAGAGCAUGUACGUCACGUCUUCGGCCACGCCCGCUACGCCUCAUGCCACCGAGGCCCCUGCUCCCAUUGCUUCCAAGGCCCCUCCACCCGCAAAGGACGCCGACAAGGACAAACGUGCGCGUAGAGGUUUCUCAAUCGACUUCCGCUCGCUCGGCUUUGGAGCGCAGGAGAAGCCUGAGCCCAAGCCGCAGCUCAAGCCUCUUCAACUGGCAUCGCGCGCCGCCCCUGCUGGGCAGAGCCCGCCCAAGGCGCAGUCGUCUCCGGCCGUCGCCGUUGGCCCGAGCUUUGCCUCCGCUGUUCCAGGCAUUCCCGGUGCCCGCAAGCUCGCACCACAGCAGGAGGAUGAGGAGGACCGCCGCGAGCGAUCGCGCAUGGAGGCCAACCUCAAGCUUAUGGGGAUCGCAUCACCUUCGUCGGAGACUGCCUCGUUUGAGGAGAAGCCAUCCACGCCGUCGGCCACGGCGGCGUCUGGUGCUGCGGGAUGGUUCUCCCGCCGCCUCUCGCGUGCCAGUGUCCCAGUAGCACAGGCCGAGGCGCAGCGUGGCAGCACCACCUCUCUCUCGCGCCUAAGCGCGACGCCAAGCGACUCGAGCAUGCGCGCCGAGCUGGACGCCGAUCCCGAGGCGGCCAUGCGCGCCUUCGACGCCCGCGAGCGCGAGCAGGCCCGGCUCCUCGCCGAGGGCAAGAACGCAACCCCCUUCACGGCGCCGCCCAAGCCCUCGUUGCGGCGUAACCGCUCGAGCAACGGGUCGACGUUGUCUCGCCACAGCGCGCAGAGCUUCUGCAUGAGCGGCACAAGCAGCGCGACCUCGCCCUCCGUCGGUGACGGUGGUGGGGCAGUCGAGACGAUCGCGGACAAGCCGCCCGCUACGAGCCCGAGUCACCACCGCGCUCGUGAGAGCAUCAGCACUCUCUGGAGCAUGGGCUCGAGCCACGACCAUGAGUAG